CCAGGACCACCGCUCAGGACCACCGUUCUAGGGGUGGUGGACGUGGGCGGCUCCGGCAUGAGUUCGGGGGCCGCUCCGCGACUGCGGGCGCUCCAGCGACACCUGGGCUCCUCGGAGGGCAGAGCCAUGGAGCUGGUCAGCAGCCCGCUGACCACGCAUGUGCUGGACACGGCCUCAGGGCUCCCGGCCCAGGGCCUCUGCCUCCGUCUGUCCAGGCUCGAGGACCAUGGCCAGCAGUGGAUGGAGCUGAGAAAAAGCUACACCGACUCGGAUGGCCGCUGCCCGGGGCUCCUGCCAGCAGGCCCGAUGAAGGCAGGCACCUACAAGCUGUCCUUUGACACUGAGGGCUACUGGAAGAAGAGGGGGCAGGAGAGCUUCUACCCGUAUGUGGAGGUCGUUUUCACCAUCACCAACGAGACCCACAGGUUCCAUGUGCCCCUGCUGCUGAGCCCGUGGUCCUACACCACGUAUCGAGGAAGCUAGUGGCUGAGCCAUCGCCUCCUCUGGACAACUGCUGGCCUGUGAGCAUCAAUCCCAUCCCCACAGCUCACUGGGACACCUCAACAGAGGGCACCAGUUCACACUCCCUGCGGGAGAUUCUGGCCCCCCAAUUUCCAGUAGCCGCCGAGUCUCAGGCAUCAAUAAAGUCAGUGCUGGCAUCUGCAA
This is a messenger RNA of Neofelis nebulosa (Clouded leopard), 666 nucleotides long. Its product is annotated as 5-hydroxyisourate hydrolase-like. The record is from RefSeq and is a predicted model, not a curated record. The transcript is spliced from 4 exons. The coding region runs from base 58 to 483 and encodes 141 amino acids. NCBI's taxonomy places the organism in Eukaryota, Metazoa, Chordata, Mammalia, Carnivora, Felidae. Gene Ontology annotation, molecular function: hydroxyisourate hydrolase activity. Gene Ontology annotation, biological process: purine nucleobase metabolic process.